AUGGACGAUGAUAUGGAAUUUUCCGAAGACCCAAAUGUACAAGAGCUACAGUCGUGCUCUCUCAUCUUUGAUAAACUAAAAGUUGACUACACCAAGCUUGCAGGGUCCAUAGAGUUGCCAUUGCAAGUGGAUGAGGAAAAGUCUGUAACUUUGAUUCAAAGAGGAGCAGAGGGACGCGAAUCACUAUUGGCAUCUAAGAAGGUCAAGUUUUUGCCGCCUAUUCAGCUACAGUUCAAUUUACCAGGUGGAUACCCUGAUUCGAAACCACCAACGAUUAAACUAUCAUGCUCCGUAUUGAGCCAAAACACCAUCCGGGAGGUUGAAGAGCAGUUGCUUCAAAUUUGGCAAGACUACAAAGAUCGAGUGGUGUUUAGUCUCAUUGAUCACUUACGAGAACGGUCGCAAUCCUGUCUAGACGAGCUACUACCUCACCGUAUUGAAGUUUCCGAUUUCGAUCAAUACAAUGACAUUGUGGAAUUUGAUCUCAGAACCAGGGAAAAAAAGUUUUGCAGUCAAACGUUUGAUUGUGAAAUAUGUCAAGUUGGACACAAGGGGCUGAGGUGCACACAGUUUGAUGACUGUGGACACGUAUUCUGCAAUGAUUGCUAUAUAGCGCAAGGAGAAGUAGAUAAAGUACAUUGUCCAGAGUACACUUGCACCAAGAACCACAUCACCACAAGAAAUAAUUUGAUGAAAAUGGAAACCUGGACAUUAAAAGAUGAAGGAGUGAGAGAAAUGGUGAUGAAGAUGUUCACCCCACCUGUUUCAACAAGUAAGCUUAGAAAAUUGCUUACCGCUGAAUCCAUACAGCGAUAUUUGAGCCUUUUCAAGAAAUCGCAGUAUGAAUUUAUUGGCAAGCUUUUACCGAGCAGGCUCGUUGAGUGUCCUCGAAUCGGUUGUGAUGAGGUUAUUUUUCGAGAAGAUUUGAAUGAAAAGUUGGUCAUGUGUCCAAAAUGCAAGUAUGCAUUCUGCAAUGAUUGUCGAAAAUCUUAUCAUGCAAGGUUCAAGGCAUGCGUAAGAGUUGGAGACGAUAAUGGAAAGUAUGGAGGAAUAGCAAUAGAUGAUUUGGAAGCGUAUAACCACAUGGCACAGGGAUCGCAUGAGAAGAAGAUUUUGAAUGCAAAAUAUGGCCGAAAUAAGAUAUUGAAAGCUGUUGAUGAGUACACUAUGGACAAGUUGUUUGAACAAAUGUUGAAGCAGGGUACCGAUCUCAAAGAAUGUCCUGGAUGUGGUGCUGUCAUUGAGAAAUUUGAAGGAUGUAAUAAAAUGAAGUGCAGUGAGUGUCUUACAUGUUUCUGCUUCAAUUGCGGAACACAGACAGAUAACUCAUAUGACCACUUCACCGAUCCACAAUCACCUUGCUACAAAUUAUUGUUCUUUGGAAUGCCAGGGGUCGAAGAUGACUGA
Molecule: messenger RNA, 1407 nt
Organism: Lodderomyces theae
Lineage: Eukaryota; Fungi; Ascomycota; Pichiomycetes; Serinales; Debaryomycetaceae
Product: RBR-type E3 ubiquitin transferase
Exons: 1
Coding region: 1-1407 (468 amino acids)
Biological process (GO): ubiquitin-dependent protein catabolic process; protein polyubiquitination; positive regulation of proteasomal ubiquitin-dependent protein catabolic process
Cellular component (GO): cytoplasm; ubiquitin ligase complex
Molecular function (GO): ubiquitin conjugating enzyme binding; ubiquitin protein ligase activity; zinc ion binding
Source: RefSeq, a predicted model, not a curated record